Messenger RNA from Vanrija pseudolonga, 1307 nucleotides. RefSeq lists its product as uncharacterized. NCBI's taxonomy places the organism in Eukaryota, Fungi, Basidiomycota, Tremellomycetes, Trichosporonales, Trichosporonaceae. The transcript has 2 exons. The record is from RefSeq and is a predicted model, not a curated record. Bases 54 to 809 code for a protein of 251 amino acids.
ACUCCCCCUCUCCGUGCAUCACCACUCAUCACAUCGCAUCACAUACAACCCCCAUGUCCACAUCUCUGUCGGCGUGUCUAGACGUUGACGCUGCACCGCGCGACAACGACGACCUCGACGACCUUGGCAUUGACCACAACAACAACAACAACACACUCCACCACCACACAACCCCACGGCAUCUACCCCGCGGCAUGACCCCACUCCUCUGCACCACCACCCCGCCACCGCUCACGCCGUCGCCUCCCCGGCUGACGGCCUCGCCAUCCUCGUCAUCCUCGUCGAGCUCGUACACAUCCCUCUGUGCACCGGCGUCCGAGCCCAUGCGCCGCAGCCUAGCGAGCAUCGGGUACGUCCGUGCGCCGCUCGCCGCCGUCGACAUGGCCCGCAGCCCCUCCUCGCAAGGGGUGGACGGCAACCCGUUUGCGGGGCGCGAGUCGCCUCUCCCUCCGCAGCGCCGAGCGAGCGCGCGCGGCGGCGAGGCCCUCGAGCUCGCGUUCCACCCCGCCGCCACCGAGUCCGCCGAGCCAGAGUCGCCGCCGCCCAGCGCCGCACUGCACGACCCACACCUGCACCCAACAAACCACCACCAUACGAUCCCCCUGCGCCGGCGCACCACACCCCGCGCGUUCCUCGCAGCCCAGAACGACACACCACGCACUCGUACUCGCGGACUGUCGGCGCCCCCGCUUCGCGCGCCGAGCUCGCCCCGCGCCGACACCCGUGCUGGGAAGGCAUACCUUUCUCUGCGGGUACAAAACAGUCUGGGCUCGAUCCGCGCGCUCCCCUGGCGUCAGGACGCGCCAUGACGAGGCGAGGGCCGAGCCUUCACGAUCAUAACGACUAAACUGUACAUUACGAUGCCGAGCUGGACUCGCUCGCCCUUCUGGAUUCACUGGCCUCUCUUGAUCACGACACGGCAACGAAUACAACGCCUCACGCACGAUUCUUUACGCGCUGCAACGACUCCUGCACCAACAAUACACGCUACGCCUUUGCACCGCACCUCCUUCUCCGCGACAUGACCCCGCUCUGCCCCAGACAAGGGGCUGCGCAUCUGUUUCCCAAGCCGCAAGCCGCCUUUUGUCUAGGCACCGGACAUCGACUGCCACCAAACCAACACGACACACGAAUCAGAACGACAGAACACUUUGACACGCACCGGACGUUGACCUGCCGACCCCUGCUAGUGCCCAUCUGGUAUGGCGCUAGCCAAUGCUAUAACCCACACCCCUACUGAUAUCUCGCCCCGCGGGCAGACACAACUGUUUGUAGCACGUAAUACACUUGCCAUGCAUGCGCUCGGC